UUCUCAGGUACCUUAGGAAUGUCCGACAGAGACAGCUAUUUUUAUGCUGCCAUAGUUGCUGUAGUUACUGUUCAUGUGGUACUCGCUCUCUUUGUGUAUGUAGCGUGGAAUGAGGGUUCUCGACAGUGGCGGGAAGGCAAACAGGACUAG
Molecule: messenger RNA, 150 nt
Organism: Cariama cristata (Red-legged seriema)
Lineage: Eukaryota; Metazoa; Chordata; Aves; Cariamiformes; Cariamidae
Product: vacuolar ATPase assembly integral membrane protein Vma21
Exons: 1
Biological process (GO): vacuolar proton-transporting V-type ATPase complex assembly
Cellular component (GO): endoplasmic reticulum membrane
Source: RefSeq, a predicted model, not a curated record